AUGUCACUAGACAAUCUUUCAGUGGGUAAUGAGUUGAAGGACUCCUACAAAACAACUUCGGGCUGGGUCAAGAAUGGAAUCAAUUGGCUAGGAGACAUUGACCUGUUCUAUAGAGAGCGGGCUGACCUCGAGAAAGAGUACCUGACAAAACUAAAAGAAUUGGCCAAAAAAUACUUUGAAAAGAAAUCCAAGUUGUCCGCCAACUUGUCUGUUGGUGACGAGCCGCAAAUCACCCCGGGCUCGUUGGAGAGCGCCUCGUUGGUGCUUUGGACGGAUGUAUUGACGCAAACAGAGGCAAUUGCAGAAGAAAAACUAAAAUUGAGCACCGAGUUCCAAACCAAGAUUGGUGAUAACCUCGUGAGUUUGCGGAAUAAAUGUGAUAGGAUUGAGAAGCAGGUUCUGGCGAUUAAUGAUUUUCUUGUCUCUGAUAAAAAACGAGUCGAGGAUGAUGUUGCAAAGCUGAAAAAGGCGUAUGAUGCAUUGUGUCAAGCAACGGAAAAUGCAAGGGACAAGAACCAAAAGUCGCCAAGCGACAAGCAUCAACGCAAGUUUGAGGAGAAACAGGUUGAGAUGAAUAAUGGGAAAAACGAGUAUUUGAUCAAGAUAAACGUUGCAAAUAGGUUAAAAGACAAGUAUUAUUAUCAGGAUGUGCCUGAGAUUUUAGACUACUUGCAGGAGUUGAACGAAGAUAGAGUGGCUCUUUUGAAUAAGCUUUUGAAGAAUGCUUGCAUAAUUGAAAGAAACUCGUUGGACCGGGUCAAGGACAAAUUGCACUUGGUCGAUAAGACUAUUGAACAAAAUAAUCCUAAAUUGGAUGUGGCGAUGUUUAUCAAACACAACACGGUUGCCUGGGCAGAGCCGCAAGAUUUUUACUUUGUGCCUUGUUCAAUCUGGCAUGAUGACGAAAGCUUGGUGGUCAAAGAGCCAGAACUCACCGAUUUGAAGAAACGUUUGCAAAUUGCAUCCAAUGAAUAUAGCAAAUACGAGCAAUCCUGUUUGGAUGUAAAACAGACUUUAGAAGAGAGCACUGAGCGAAGAAAGCUGGAUAGUGGAGAUAAUAUUACUCUCAAAUUCGAUAACAAUUUACAAAACUCUUUACGAAUACUUGGCCAGUUCAUCAAGGAGGACUCAAAUAGAAUCAAAAACGAGGUUGAAAUUGAAAUCAUUCAAAAUUUUGCCGGAGACAAGGAUCUUAGGUACGUAGCUCCAGCAACGCUGAAAAAGUCACGUUUUGGAUUCUUAAAGGGGAGUAAAAAGACUCAUCACGCAAGCACCAACACGGGGGACGAUUAUGAUAAUUCCGACUCUCAGUCUAUCAAUACCAUAAAAACUACACACACUUCUACAUCACAUCAUAAUGGUAUAUUCAAUUUACGAAGAAAUAAAAGCACCGCUACUACCGGUUCGAAGGCAAACGUAGGGGUUGCGACGGCAAGGGCGUUGUACGAGUACACUGCAUCAAGCGCAGAUGAGACAAGCAUUUCACCCAGUGAUGAGAUAUCGGUUGUAGAAGAAGACGAUGGUUCGGGUUGGACGUUGGUAAAUGGUUCUCAUGGCCAAGGGCUCGUACCAACUACUUAUAUUGAAAUUAUCACUCGACUGUCUGGGAAAAAGCCCGCGCCUCCAGCUGUAGCGCCGAAAAGAGGUGCAAAGCGAAUACAGUAUGUUGAAGCGUUGUAUGCCUAUGCUGCAGAUGGCGAUGAUGAAUUGACGUUACACGUUGGAGAUAAGAUUGUAUUGAUUGAAGAUGACACAGAUGGAAGUGGCUGGACAGAAGGUGAGUUAAAUGGCAAGAGAGGAAUGUUUCCAACUAGUUAUGUGAAAAAAGUAUAG
This is a messenger RNA of Lodderomyces elongisporus, 1833 nucleotides long. RefSeq names its product Bzz1p (gene BZZ1). NCBI's taxonomy places the organism in Eukaryota, Fungi, Ascomycota, Pichiomycetes, Serinales, Debaryomycetaceae. Bases 1 to 1833 code for a protein of 610 amino acids. The record is from RefSeq and is a predicted model, not a curated record. Gene Ontology annotation, molecular function: protein binding. The transcript has a single exon.